Messenger RNA from Plasmodium gonderi, 279 nucleotides. Its product is annotated as mitochondrial import inner membrane translocase subunit TIM9. The coding region runs from base 1 to 279 and encodes 92 amino acids. Lineage: Eukaryota; Apicomplexa; Aconoidasida; Haemosporida; Plasmodiidae. The record is from RefSeq and is a predicted model, not a curated record. The transcript has a single exon.
AUGGAGAAGUCUCUGGAUUUAAGUAGCUUUAAUAAAAGUGAUAGGGAGAAAAUUAUGAAGAAAAUAAACAAAGCAGAAUAUGAAGACACUAUGAGUACUUACAAUUCAAUAGUAGAAAGGUGCUUCAAUGAAUGUAUAACAUCAUUUAGGUCCAAAGAAUUAGAUAGCAAUGAAAACAAUUGCAUUUUAAAUUGUGUUAAAAAGUUUUCCGUUUUUUCACAGAGAAUUGGCAUGAAAUUCACGCAAAAUUUGAAUAACGAAAUGCAAAAAAAGGCUUAA